Molecule: messenger RNA, 2402 nt
Organism: Apis dorsata (giant honeybee)
Lineage: Eukaryota; Metazoa; Arthropoda; Insecta; Hymenoptera; Apidae
Gene: MYPT-75D
Product: protein phosphatase 1 regulatory subunit 16A
Exons: 10
Coding region: 138-1799 (553 amino acids)
Cellular component (GO): cytoplasm
Molecular function (GO): enzyme inhibitor activity; protein binding; phosphatase regulator activity
Source: RefSeq, a predicted model, not a curated record
AAAAAAAAAAAAACGAACGAAUGAACGAACGAACGAGCAAACUUCCGCAUUCCACUGCAUUGCGAACGAAUAAGUGAACAAACGAUCACUUGCCAAUGUUUUAAAUCUGAAAAAGCAAAACUUGAUAUUAUAUCAGAAUGAUGUCUAAUCUUUGUCGCAAAAUUUUAAAAUAUCUUGGAAUGUAUUCAUGGCUUUGUAAGUGUAAAGGUAAUCUAGUUAGCAUCCAAAUCCCUUUUUCUGAUUUAGUAGCAGAAAUGGUACAUAUAGAAAGGUUAACAACUCAAGAAAGAUUGCAUUUAGCUCGUCUCAAAAGACUUCAGCAAUUAAAAGUAUGGCGUCAACGUGAAAAAGAAUGGAUGCGACAUCAAACCAGACAUACAAGUAAUAAACGUCAUAUAUAUUUUAGCGAUAGUGUAAUGCUUUUAGAAGCUGCAGCAAGAAAUGAUAUUGAUGAAGUGAGACGACUUCUAAAAAAAGGAGUAAAUCCAGAUUCAACAAAUGAAGAUGGAUUGACAGCUUUACAUCAAUGUUGUAUAGAUGAUAAUGAAGAAAUGAUGAAAUUAUUAAUUGAAUUUGGAGCAAAUGUUAAUGCAGAAGAUAGUGAAAAAUGGACACCAUUACAUGCUGCUGCUACUUGUGGUCACUUACAUUUAGUUAAAAAUCUCAUUGUUAGAGGUGCUAAUUUAUUAGCUGUUAAUGCAGAUGGUAAUAUGCCUUAUGAUAUUUGUGAAGAUGAAAAAACAUUAGAUUGUAUAGAAGGUGAAAUGGCAAGACGAGGUGUUACUCAAGAAUUAAUAGAUGAAACUAGAGCUUCAAUUGAAGUUCAAAUGUUAAGAGAUUUACAAAAUAUAACUUCUAUAGGUGGUGAUUUAGAAUAUAAGGAUCAUCAAGGUGCUACACCUCUACAUAUUGCAGCUGCAAAUGGUUAUUUAAGAGUAGUUGAAUUUCUUCUAGAUCAACAUGUUUCAACUGAUGUUGAAGAUAAUGAUAAGUGGCAACCAGUUCAUGCAGCUGCUUGCUGGGGUCAUUUAGAAGUUCUUGAGUUAUUAGUACAAAAUGGAGCUGAUUUAAAUGCGAAAAAUAAACAUGAUGAAACUCCAGCUGAUAUUUGCGAAGAUUCAGAAAUUAAAGAAAGAAUAGUAGAACUUAAAACGGAACAAGAAAGUAAACGAUUACGUGAAGCACAGGGAAGACGAGUACGCAGAUCUCAAAGUAUAAAUACGCGUACUCAAAGCGUAAGAAGAACUUCAAUAAGAGAUAAAGUUUUAACUACGAAAAAAGAUGCUCAAGAAGAAGCUCGACUUAGAUUACAAGCACAACAGACAUAUGGUGGUUCCACUACUAAUGUUCCACAAUCAGAAAAUGAAGCUAAUAUACGAGAAAAUAUAACCAGUGAAACAGAUAAUAAUGCACCACCAACUGCUGUACGCAAAGCACCUGAGGGAAAGGAUAAUGAAUCUUUCCUUCAUGAAGACGUCGAUAAAGAAUCAGUGACAGGGUCCGACCUACCGGUCGGUAAUCAGCAGCAGAUCUACGCAUCAGAUGGUGACACCAACGGCAAGAUCAACAUACACGUCUCGGUAGUUUUUGUCAAAUCAUUAUCGGAUUUGAAGAAACAAAGAGCACAAAAUCGGCAUAUAUCUGCUGGAUCGAUAGAUGCCAAUGGAAAUGGUAUUCCUGUGUCGCCUAUUUGCAGUUCAGAACUCAAUACUGGCAGAGAUUUUCAACGAUUCACCGGAAAUACUAGUGAUAUUGUCGGUGAUAAUCAUUCCGAAAAAAGUUGUUGCGCUGUCAUGUAAUUCUUUUUUUUCUUUUUCAUCAUUUUUCUUUACAAUUCAUUUAAUUUCAUUUAAUCUUAUUCUGUAUAAUUUUAAUAUGUUUGUCAGCAUAUACUCGAAACUAUGUAUUUCUAUCAUAGAAAAUCGUAAACAUACAUACAUAAUAAUUGUAUCAAAGAAAUGAGAUUUCGAUUUUAAAAAUUAUGAAUUAACAUUUUCAUCUUAUCUUUUAAAUAUUAUAUAUUCUUAAACUUUAAACAAUUCUAUUGGUGGUUUACAUACGAUUGCAAAAGAAUAUCGUAUAGGAUCUUGAUCUUAAUGAUAUGCUUACGAAUUCGAGAUACGAGAUUAUAUAGAUUUCUAAUAUGUAUUGUACUUAUAAGCGAAUAUUUAAAUAAUUAUUAUAAGAAGUAAUUUUAAUUAAAUUUAUAAGUUUUUUUGAAUAUGUACAGAAUUCUAUUUAUUACAGUAUAAAAAUAAUGUAUAUUUCAAUAAUUUUUAAAUUGUAAAUUACGUAAAAAAAAACACAUUUUUGCAAAUAGUAUGUAUGAUAUCGUAUAGAAUAUUUCUCGUGUUUUUUAUAAAGAUUAUAAUUAUAAAUAAUAUUUUUUAUAUUCAUUUAGA